CGCAGGAACCCAGCUGGAAUUGCCAGCGUUUGCACUUGUGCGUUUGGUCGUGGGAGUGGCUGUGGCGCCCCCCCCGCCCCGUGCGUCGCCAGGGUACCUACUCCUGCAGGAGAUCAGCUGUACUCAGCCCAAGUUUGCAAGACUGAGAGGAAUUGGAGUGAUUAGAAGUUGAUUCACUGUAAAGGUUUAUUGAAGUCAAAAUGUCUCAAAAAAUCCAUGGCGGUUCUGUGGUAGAGAUGCAAGGAGAUGAAAUGACACGAAUCAUUUGGGAGUUGAUUAAAGAAAAACUCAUCUUUCCCUAUGUGGAACUGGACCUGCACAGCUAUGAUUUAGGCAUAGAGAAUCGUGAUGCCACCAAUGACCAGGUCACCAAGGAUGCCGCAGAAGCUAUAAAGAAGUACAACGUUGGUGUCAAAUGUGCCACCAUCACCCCCGAUGAGAAGAGGGUUGAGGAGUUCAAGUUGAAACAAAUGUGGAAAUCGCCAAAUGGUACCAUCCGAAAUAUUCUGGGUGGUACCGUCUUCAGGGAAGCUAUUAUCUGCAAAAAUAUCCCCCGGCUUGUGACCGGAUGGGUGAAGCCCAUCAUCAUAGGUCGUCAUGCGUAUGGGGAUCAAUACAGAGCAACUGAUUUUGUUGUUCCUGGGCCUGGCAAAGUAGAGAUAACCUACACACCAAGUGAUGGAUCCCAAAAGAAGACGUACCUGGUACAUAACUUUGAAGAGGGUGGUGGUGUUGCCAUGGGGAUGUACAAUCAAGAUAAGUCGAUCAAAGAUUUUGCACACAGUUCUUUCCAGAUGGCUCUGUCUAAGAGUUGGCCUUUGUAUCUGAGCACCAAGAACACUAUUCUGAAGAAAUAUGAUGGGCGUUUUAAAGACAUCUUCCAGGAGAUAUAUGACAAGCAGUACAAAUCCCAGUUUGAAGCCCAGAAGAUCUGGUAUGAGCAUAGGCUCAUCGAUGACAUGGUGGCCCAAGCUAUGAAGUCGGAGGGCGGCUUCAUCUGGGCCUGUAAGAACUACGAUGGUGAUGUACAGUCGGACUCCGUGGCCCAGGGUUACGGCUCCCUUGGCAUGAUGACCAGCGUGCUGAUUUGUCCUGAUGGCAAGACAGUGGAAGCAGAGGCCGCCCACGGGACUGUAACACGUCACUACCGCAUGUACCAGAAGGGACAGGAGACAUCUACCAAUCCCAUUGCUUCCAUUUUUGCCUGGUCCAGAGGGUUAGCCCACAGAGCUAAGCUUGAUAACAACAAAGAGCUUGGCUUCUUUGCAAAGGCAUUGGAAGAAGUCUGUAUUGAGACCAUCGAGGCUGGCUUCAUGACCAAGGACUUGGCUGCUUGCAUUAAAGGUUUACCCAACGUGCAGCGUUCUGACUACUUGAAUACGUUUGAGUUCAUGGACAAACUCGGAGAAAACUUGAAGAUCAAACUAGCUCAGUCCAAACUUUAAGGCCGUUCCUCAGCUGAGGAGGAGAAGCAUUUUUGGUAACUAGGUCCACUGGUUUACAUUUUUCUGUAUAACACUCAAGGGAAGGGCAAAAUCAAUUUUGUAAUUUGUUUAGAAGUCAGAGUUUAUCUUUUCUAUAAGUUUACAGCCUUUUUCUUAUGCAUCCAGUCAUGCCACUUCAAGAAUGUGGCUGGGGACUUUUUAAAUUUAAAUUUUAUUUUCUACUAAUAGCUUAGGAAUUGCUUCAGUGCUGAUUCGUCCUCUGUCACUUUUUCUCCUGUUCUGACAUAAAUGACCAAAAUGAAGAAUGCUUGAAAGUAAACUACAGCCACAGUUCGGGCCCCUAAAAUUGUGUCCAGUAGAAAUUCACUGCCUUCCCCACUCUCCGUGGCCCGGGCUCCGGGUGCUGUUGGUGGAACAGGUGGCCCUUCAUGUGAGCUACAGCCGCACCUUAAACUGUAAGAACUGGAACGACGAAGGUCCCUGCAGCUAAAACGUGUCAAAGACGCAGCAGUCCUUGGGGUAAGGAGCUCCGGCUUGCGGCCACUGGGGAGUUUGGAAUCCAGAAUAAAGACCCCCUGCGGGUUUGUCCUCUGUGUGCCCCCCCCCCGAGCCUCUUGUGGCCUAUGGAUGAUGCUCCCCCAAACAGCAGAUGAUGCCCCCCAAACAGUGUGUUUUAUUCAAGUGCAAUAAUACAAGCUGCACCUUUGUUUCGACUUCUGGCCUGUUUUAUUUCUUUGAUUUAAAUGUGAUUUUUCAGAAGUUCGUUUUAAACACUAUUCUAGUCUGCUCUUCAUCUAAACUGUUCAUUUUAAU
This is a messenger RNA of Molossus molossus (Pallas's mastiff bat), 2258 nucleotides long. RefSeq names its product isocitrate dehydrogenase (NADP(+)) 1 (gene IDH1). The transcript has 10 exons. The record is from RefSeq and is a predicted model, not a curated record. Gene Ontology annotation, biological process: isocitrate metabolic process. Lineage: Eukaryota; Metazoa; Chordata; Mammalia; Chiroptera; Molossidae. Gene Ontology annotation, molecular function: isocitrate dehydrogenase (NADP+) activity; NAD binding; magnesium ion binding. The coding region runs from base 201 to 1445 and encodes 414 amino acids. Gene Ontology annotation, cellular component: mitochondrion; cytosol; peroxisome.